GAUCACCGUACCGUGUAAGGUUACUCAAACUCAGGUUGCCGUUGUUGGCCGGCAAUUGCGAUCGCCAGACGCCGCUCGCUGGCGGCCUCGGAACAGCUGCACCAGCUACACGACAGGAUGGCUGGUGACGACAACGCGGUGUGGCUGAUCCGCGGCGGGCCGACAAAAGUCCAUCCGUUGACAAGUCGGCAGCAAGACAGCGAUGCACGACCCGACCGCAACAGCCCCGAAGGCAUCGUAUAUGCGGCAUGUGUGCUUGUCAAAUUCCACUUGCCACGACACGUGGUCCAUGCCAUCUUGGACAUGGCCGGGUUUUGGGUCGAGUUCUACGAAGAAACGAACGAGUACGUGGACGGGGAUGCUCCGCUGGAGCACGAGUACUUGCACGUGACCGUCCCUGGCUACAUGGGCCACGACGCCCUUGAACUGCGUCGGUGUGUCGGCAUGUCGAUCGAAUGCAUCUCGCACGACCAGGGUUGGGCCGACUCGCCAGAUUUGAACGGAACGUAUCGCGGCGUGUACUCAUGGUGCGAACUCGAUGUUUGGAACGAAGCUCAAGACAAACAGGUCCUGCCCAAGUGGGAAGUCAGCUACAACGUCCGUGGCCGGUCCGACUUUCGGCACCACUUGCGCAUUGAACGCGAGAACCGCACGAUCCUCGACCUCAUGGAGACGCCGUACAACGUCGUGCGAUUCUACCUGCGAGCGCAGUACGGAGGCUGGAAAAACGUGGCGAAGUAUGCACGGAUUGCCCUCCACUUUUCCGUGAAUCUCAAGCCGAAUCUUGACAUCGACAAGAUCAUGCGAGACCUCGACCGAGAGUUUGGCGACGACUGGUGGGGGGCCCAAGUCCCGGCGCCGUAGCACGAGCAUGUUCGUCACGAACAACAAAGGGUUCUUGUCCCACACUUUCUGUCCUUAUUGUGAUCACAUCUCGACUGCUUCUACCUC
This is a messenger RNA of Aphanomyces invadans, 951 nucleotides long. RefSeq lists its product as hypothetical. Lineage: Eukaryota; Oomycota; Saprolegniomycetes; Saprolegniales; Verrucalvaceae. The record is from RefSeq and is a predicted model, not a curated record. The transcript has a single exon. The coding region runs from base 118 to 864 and encodes 248 amino acids.